GCCGGCUCGCCCGCGCGCCGCGCGCCGCCCGCCCCCGCCGCGGGCGCGGAGGAGCGCGACGUGGACGCCGUGCUGGACCGCACCGUCAUGAGGAUCGCCACGGAGAUGCUCGACGACAUACCCGCAGGGGAUCCCAGAUGGAAGCCGAGGGUGGGCGGUCUGCAGACCAACAUCGCUCUCGGCAGUUCGGCCGCGCUACAAAUAUCAGCACAAUUGAGAGACAAGCAGCGUGCUUUCUCACUGUUUAUUGAUUUUCUGCGAGCUACCGGACUGUGGCAACGACUGGGACUUGUAUCUAGAGAAUCUGGUGGAGAAGUGAUCAGCACGGAGUGUGCGUUGGGAGAGCUCGCUGAACAACUCACCAUCGCGCUGACGCUGAGGAGGCUGCAGCAAGGAACUGAUGCGCAGCUCAUCGAUACCGCCAUAUACCAGGUGGUGUGCGGCGAGCGGCAGGGAGGUGGCGGAGGACCCAGAGGUGGAGGCGGCGCUGUCGUCGGGCGCGCUGUCGCCGGCGGACGCGUGCUACCGGCGCGUGACGCGCGCGGGCGCCGUGCUGCGCGCGCUCUGUAA
Messenger RNA from Manduca sexta (tobacco hornworm), 570 nucleotides. RefSeq names its product nuclear pore complex protein Nup133-like. The record is from RefSeq and is a predicted model, not a curated record. Gene Ontology annotation, molecular function: structural constituent of nuclear pore. Gene Ontology annotation, cellular component: nuclear pore outer ring. Gene Ontology annotation, biological process: transcription-dependent tethering of RNA polymerase II gene DNA at nuclear periphery; poly(A)+ mRNA export from nucleus; protein import into nucleus. Lineage: Eukaryota; Metazoa; Arthropoda; Insecta; Lepidoptera; Sphingidae. The coding region runs from base 88 to 570 and encodes 160 amino acids. The transcript has 5 exons.